This is a messenger RNA of Lytechinus pictus (painted urchin), 3360 nucleotides long. RefSeq names its product putative nuclease HARBI1. The transcript is spliced from 5 exons. The coding region runs from base 118 to 804 and encodes 228 amino acids. Lineage: Eukaryota; Metazoa; Echinodermata; Echinoidea; Temnopleuroida; Toxopneustidae. The record is from RefSeq and is a predicted model, not a curated record.
AGAAGUUUGUGAAAAGCCCGCGAAGCAAAGAUAACUUUCCUUGCGGUCUUGGAUGUGUCAAGUGAUCUUCUUGAUCAGAAAUUCAAUUACGUCGUCGGUUGACAUCUACCUAUACCCAUGGAUUAUCUCCAACACCUUCACAACCUUGAAUUGCUAAGAGAGCUACCUUUGCCAAGACCACGUCGUGGGCUACGGGAUGCUAGAAAUCCAUCGGAAUCGUAUGAGGAUGGGCCAUUUCGAGAUCGGUAUCAACUGUCAAAAGAAACCGUCAUUUACAUCAUCAACAUGCUGGAAGCCGAAUUGAAGAGGGACACACAGAGGAAUGAUCCACUUCCCGUUUAUUUGCAGGUGUUGACGGCUCUCCGUUUUCAUGCAGUGGGAUCAUUUCAAAAGAUGCAUGGUGAUGAGGCAGCAAUAUCACAGUCAUCAAUGUGUCGAAUCAUCAAAGAUGUGUCAGAAGCUAUAGCAAGAAGGAAGAGGCAAUACAUGAAGUUUCCUCAGCGACAGUUCUUCCAGUACUGCAGAUUUCCAGGAGUGAUAGGUGCAAUUGAUGGGUCACAUGUCUACAUCAGGAGCCCUGGUGGGGAUCAGGCAAUAUACUUCCUCAACAGGAAGAAUAGAUACUCGAUCAAUGUACAGGUUGUUUGUGAUCAGGCUGGGAAAAUAACAAGCAUCGUUGCCAGAUGGCCUGGCAGCACACCAAACUUGGAUGGUAGAUGUACUUGGGUGACCUGCAUGUUAUGCUGCAGUCGGAGGUCACAUGGUAAGGUCAAAGUGUUCCACAAUGGACAUAAGUUUUUGUAGAAAUGUACCAAACCCGACGGUGCUCUCACUCCAUGAUGUGUCACUGCAUCGUAGCAAUCCAGUCGGAUUUGAAAUGGUCUACACAUGUUGAAUAUAUGGUCAAGCGCGCAAAUAGUCGUUUAUAUGUUCUUCGCACUUUGAAAUAUCAUAGUCUGUAAUUUCAGGACCUUAUAGUUGUAUAUACUAGUUUCGUGAGACCAGUUGUUGAAUAUGCUGUACCUGUAUGGUCAGGAGCACUAACAAAACAACAAGUACAAGUCAUCGAACGUCUUCAGAAUCGUGCCCUUAGAAUCAUUUUUGGAGCAGCAUAUUCUUCAUAUGAGCAUGCUUUACUCCAGUCAGAACUGAUGUCUCUUGAAGAUAGAUGGAUCAAACUCUUGUCUUGCGUUUACGAAGUCUAUGCAAAUCCCCACGUCUAAACUGUAUCACCUUCUACCUCAAAAUAGGACUUGUCAAUAUCAGACUAGAAGCUUGGCCGGAACAGUAGAGAUGCGAUGUCGAACUUCACGAUAUAGAAAUAGCCCCUUGCCCUCGUUGAUUCGGCACUUUAAAGAGAAAUUCCAGUAGUUGCAGUAAACACUGAUUUCAUGAGAAAGUCUGUAAAACAAGGCUUAAUUGUCAGUAUAUCAUCGAGGAUCUAGAUCUGGUACAGUUACAUAAACUGAACUUUGUGAAAUCUUGAAAUCUACGCUGAAAAAAUGUUCAGGCUGAAGAUCCCCAACAGAGAUAAGCGCACGUGGGACAUUGUAUAAUUAUUGCUUCGAAUGUCGGGCCCGACGCUCUACCUGAAUCCUGUGCUUAUUUGCUGAUUUCUCAGCAAUUACACAAUUUCUUCCAGAAUCCUUUGGCACAUAUGUUUUAUUUAUACAAACAGACACUUUGGUGGUCAUUUCAUUGGAUUCUGUACGAACUCAUUUUGAUAUCGUUACCAAAACUAGCAUUUACCUUUAACUCUAAAAGAAUUGAUUACAAGGAGUAGUUUUUUUUUUUAUAUAUCUUCCCCUAUCGUUACUUGUAUAAUAAUAUCAAACUACGAAUGGCUGAGAAUUAAAGAACUCAUCAUUCAUUGGACUCUUAAAAUGUGAUAUCAUUAAAAGAUUGUUUUUUAUAAAAUGCAGAUUACAUACUAAUUGUAAUGUUGAGUUCUCUUUAUGUUGGCGAACUCAAGUUUCAUUUCAUUUCAUUUCAUUUUACUUUGUUAAUCAAAAUAUUUUUCUUUCAUAUGAGCAAUUAUUCACUGAUAUCUAGUCGUAAACUUAAUAUUUGAAUUGAAGUCACAAAAAUUGCCAAAAUAUGUAUUAUUGCAGCAUGUAUGAAAAAAUGUGACCUAAUUGCUUCUUCGCUAUUUUCUCUCUGUUUCCCUUCCACCAUCAAUUUCUUCUCUUCUCUCUCUCUCUCUCUCUGCCUCUCUUCUCUCUUCCACUAUUUCUAUUCUUUUCUGCUUUCCAAUUCAUUUCCUCUAUCCACUCAUAUUUACAUGUAUUUAGAAUAUUUUUCAAUUUUUUUUAUUGAUCAGUGAGUAUCGAUUUAAAUUUAUUUAUGAUAUACUUUGUUACAUAUGUCUAUAUUGAAAUUUGUUCGUAGUACUAUAAGUUUUUUUACCUUGUUAUUGAUGAUUUUGUUUGAAAUGUAAAUUUUCGCAAUUCGGCUUUUGCCGCAAAGAAAGGAUUUUUAAUAAACCAUUUUGAAUCGAAUUGAAUUUACAGGUCAACAUUAAAGUGUAUGUGCAAGGCUCUUAUGACAAGUGUUAUUCCAUCCCAGUCAUUUCACAAUGAAGUUUCAAUACAAUUAUGUUGUGUGCCCUCGAAAAUCACGAUAUUUCUGGUUAUUUUCAUGAGUGGGCGAGACACAAUCACUGUUGCCAUGUUUUAUUCUAGAAAUAGUAAGCUAAGUAUGAAAAAAAUUAUUGAAAAAAGCUGGCCCGAUUUGUCCAGGUCAGAAAAGGGCAACACAAUUUUUGUUCAGGCCUUAAGUGAAUGCAUUCAUACAAUCUACCAUGUGUUUGGGAGUACAUGUUUAAAUAGCAAAUCAGCGUUCCUAUUGUAAGGUAUCUACUGAUUAAAAAAUAUCUGUAAAAAAUUUAAGAAUUCUGUAAACUUGUUUUUUUACGGAAAUGUGUAAAUUUACAUGGGAAUUUUGUAAAAGUACGGUAAUUUUACGGAAAAGGAAUCCGUAAAAUUACGGAUUAAAAAAAAAAAUUCCGGCAGCAAAAUUUCCGGACAAAUUUUUUUUUCCCGUUAAUUAUUUAUACGGAAUCAUGUUAAUUCACGUAAAUUUUCUGUAAAAUUUCCGUAAAUAAUAUCCGUAUUUUACAUGGGAAUUUGUAAAAGUACGGUAAUUUUACGGAAAAGGAAUCCGUAAAAUUACGGACAAAAAAAAAAAUUCCGGCAGCAAAAUUUCCGGACAAAUUUUUUUUUUCCGUUAAUUAUUUAUACGGAAUCAUGUUAAUUCACGUAAAUUUUCUGUAAAAUUUCCGUAAAUAAAAUCCGUAUUUUACAUGGGAAUUUUGUAAAAGUACGGAAAUUUUACGGAAAAGGAAUCCGUAAAAUUACGGAC